This is a messenger RNA of Paramecium tetraurelia, 1047 nucleotides long. RefSeq lists its product as uncharacterized. The record is from RefSeq and is a predicted model, not a curated record. The transcript is spliced from 6 exons. NCBI's taxonomy places the organism in Eukaryota, Ciliophora, Oligohymenophorea, Peniculida, Parameciidae.
AUGCAAAGUUAAUUCUCUAGUUUAUACCCUCAAUUUAAUGAUUUAGAGGAAAUUCGAUAAUUCAUAACAAGUAAAACAAAUACUGUUGAUCUCAGUCUUCAAUCGCCUCCCUUCCUGUCAUCCUUUUUUUAGCCUUUGAGAAAGCAAGCUUUUUAAAAUUACUUUGCAGCAAAAGUAACUGAUUUAAAUUAGAGGAAGAUGGCAAUCUAUAAAUUCAUCUAAUUGGUCGAUAUUGAAAUAUUGAGUUUAUUUUCAGAGCAGAUCAUAAAACCAUAUUAGAAUUUGAUAUUGGUUAGACAUUAUGGAAUCCCUUAAGAUUUGGACGUUGAGAAAUUGAAAUUGGAUAACUCCACUUUGGGAGCCUUAAAUGAUUUGGCAAGUUCUAUAGCUUAGUGGAAUCUAUAAAUUGAAAUAGUAGUCGACAAUAUUACAAGAGUUUAAUUAUAUGACCUUUGGGUUCCAUCAGGAAAGGUCAAAGAGGCUCAAUUGACAGCUGAAAUUAAGGGAAUUCUCUCACCAGCUGAUGAUUUUGAUUUUAAGACUUAUUCAAAACAUAUUUUAAUAAGAUUGUUAGCCUAGGGAGCUGAGAAAUUUGGUAAGUACUUAUAUUCAAAUGGGUUAUCCGAAUCUAAUUUGUCAUAUGGAGCAGCCUUGGUAAUCUAUCAUGCCUUAGUUGGAAAGUCUGCAUUGCCAUGGAAUGUCAUAAUACCUAACGUGUCAUUAAAGUGGCUGUUUGGUGGAGUAAUUGGCUCUUUGGCUUUGGGAAAGGUGUCUACAUAUUUAGAGAAAUGUGAUUAAGGUGUGCAGAAGUAUUCUAAGAAAUAACAAAGCUUUUUGAUUAAUUUCAAUGAGACCUUAAACACAGCUAUAAGUGAAGUGUUAUUGACAGUAAACGAAGAAUAAGAGAAGGAGAAGAAACAAAACUUGGCUAAUCUGAUUGAUUAAUUCCUUCAAUCACCUGAAUCGAUUAAGGAUGGUUAGACUGAAAUCAUUACUUGUGAAGAUAUUAUUAAACAUGAACAAGAUGAGUGGUAAGUAAUUUAAUGA